Molecule: messenger RNA, 5807 nt
Organism: Podarcis raffonei (Aeolian wall lizard)
Lineage: Eukaryota; Metazoa; Chordata; Lepidosauria; Squamata; Lacertidae
Gene: GMIP
Product: GEM interacting protein
Exons: 21
Coding region: 407-3340 (977 amino acids)
Biological process (GO): signal transduction; negative regulation of GTPase activity; activation of GTPase activity
Cellular component (GO): plasma membrane
Molecular function (GO): GTPase activator activity
Source: RefSeq, a predicted model, not a curated record
CUGAACACAGGUUCAGAGAUGGCAAAGCACAUGCAAUGCAUUAUAUUACAAUACUUAUUUUAUUUUCCCCCGGAGUAGAAAGUGAGGUUUGUUAAUCUCGGAAAACCUCAAAGCCAAGAGGCCUUGUGCAGCUGCAGAUAGCAAAGCCAGUAGGAUUGCCACAGGGCCCUCUUUCUUGCAAGCUGAAGAAAAGUAUGCAAAUCAAAGGGACAAACAAGUUUCCUCACACGGAAAUGCUUGUCGGCAGGAAGCAGCAAAUUUUGAGCGGCUGCGGGCUCUGGCAGACCAGCAAGGCUCUGCAAAGUACGCAGAACCCAUGGGGCCACCUCCCAGAGCCUGUGGCUUUUGAGUCGUCCGGGGACUUGGGCUGGGAUUCACCCCUGCGUUUCCUGCUGAAGACUUGACCAUGGCGGACCCUGAACCUGCUGAUCUCAAUAGCCAAGUGAAAGGGACUGAAAACAAGAAACGCUUCAGUGAGAUUUUCCGGAGUCUGGAUGCCAUAGAAAUUUCAAUUGGAAAUUCGGCAGUUGAUAUGUUCAUUGAUGAUGUUAAUGACAACGAUAGUGGAAUCUCAAACCUGCAGACGGAAAAACUACAGACAGAUGAAGCUUUCUAUAAAUGUGAAGGAAGUUCGGAAGCAGGAGAACCAGGGAACAUGUCAGCUGAAGAGGCCGACGAGAUGCUGAUCAAGUGCACUGGUGGCGUGGAAGCAGCCCUAGGCUAUGCCAAGAUGUGGUGCAAAUACGUCAAGGAACUCUUGACCUGGGUUGACAAACGCCUGAAUUACGAAACUGAGUUUGCAAAGAACAUCCUGAAGAUCGCUGAUGCUGGCAGGAGUGCCAUUUUCCCACAGACUUGUAUGCCCUUACAGAAUCUGUACACCAUGACCAUGGAGCAUGACAUCAGGGCAGGGAACUUGGCCAUAGAGACGGCUGGGAUUUUGCAAAUGAAGGAAUACUAUCAGCCUCUUUGGGCGAAGAGGAAUGAAAUUGAGAAAUGGCGGAAGGAAUUCAAAGAUCAGUGGCAGAAGGAGCAGAAAAGGAUGAAUGAUUCCAGGUCCUCGAUGCAGAAGGCACGGCUCCACUACCUCCAGCGCUGCGAGGAUCUGGAGAAAGCUAAAGUGCUAAGUGCCAGAGCAGAAGAAGAAUGGCAGACCACUGCAGGCAGCGGCAACAAGCAACUGGAGAAGCGGCGUCGAUGUCGUGAUGAGCUGCAGUCAAAGGUUCAGGAACUGGAAGUUGUCUAUCGAAGCUGCGUCUAUGAUGCUAACAUCCACCGGCAGGAACUGGAGAAAGUCAGGGAGAGAAUCAUCUCCCACAUUCGCAAACUUGUGUACCAAGGAGAUGAGGUGCUGAGGCGGGUCACCUUGAGGAUGUUCAUGUUCCAGAAAGCCCAGGCAGAGCGAAUCCCUGCAGGAUACCAGAACCUGACUGAGAUCUGCAAGCCCUACAAGGUUGGGGCAAAGUACCUGGAGUUCAUUCAGAACCUGCAGAAAAACGAGCUUCCGAUGGAGGUGUACAAAUUUGAGGAAUUUAUAUCCUCAGGGCAGAGGUCACCCCCCACCAAUGCCAGAAGAAAGAAUGCUUCACACAAUACUCGUAUCUCAUCAUCUGCAGCUGACCUCAGCAGCUCCUCAGAAGAUGCCUCUGGAAAGCCAUCGUCCUCAAGCAGUGAGCAAAGUGGCAGCAAAUCCUCCCACAGUGACACGGAGAGUCUGGGAGGGAGUACUGAGGGCCAGUCCUUAGAGUCACCUGCCUCCAGCCCAGGCCACAAGAAGUUGUUGAAGGCUCCAUCCACAGGCACUGUGUCCUCCUCUGAGGACUGUGAAGGCAAAGAUUUAAUGCAAGCCUAUGACCAUGAUCUCACUGAUGCUGCCUCUGAAAAUGGCUUGUCCCAUUACCACUUUAAGAACAUCAACCUGUCCAGUGCUGCUCAGACCCACCAUCUGCGGAAGCUGAGGGGCCCUUCAAAAUGCAGAGAAUGUGAGAACGUAGUGGUCAAAGGCGUAGAAUGUGAAGAGUGCUGCCUGACCUGUCACAAGAAAUGCCUGGAGAACCUCCUCAUCAGCUGUGGUCACCAGAAACUGCCGGCACGGGCAUCGCUCUUUGGGAUCGACUUCCUUCAAGUGUCACGGGAUUUCCCAGAAGAAGUGCCAUUCAUUGUGGCAAAGUGUACCUCGGAAAUAGAAAGGCGUGCCCUGGGAGUGCAGGGUAUUUACCGCAUCAGUGGAGCCAAAUCACGGGUGGAGAGGCUGUGUCAGGCCUUUGAGAGUGGCUGGAGGCUGGUGGAGCUCUCGGAUCAUUCACCCCAUGACAUCACUGGAGUCCUUAAACAUUUCCUUAAGGAGCUUUCCAGUCCUGUGCUCCCGUACGAGCUGUAUGAUGAUUUCAUGGCUCUCUCCAGGAGCGUGCAGAGAAUGGAAUACAGAACAGGGGCUGAUGCCAAGAGCUUGGCAGAUCCCAUCAAGAGUACAAAGGAUUUACUGCGCAAACUGCUACCAACAAAUUAUAACACAUUACGGCACCUCAUUGCUCACCUCUACAGAGUGGCUGAGAGAUAUGAGGAUAACAAGAUGUCUCCCAACAACCUGGGGAUCAUAUUUGGGCCCACACUAAUCCACCCUCCCUUGAGCAAUGAAGUUUCCAUGUCGUGCCUCGUGGACUCAGGGUACCAGUCCCAGCUGAUUGAGUUUCUCAUCCUCAACUACGAAAGGAUUUUUGGGAUGGAUGACCUGCCUCCAUCUGUGCUUUGUGAACGUGAAAACUCUUUGAAAGAAGCAAUUGCCAAUGAAGCUCUUUCAAGCAGCAAAAGAGAUGUUGAUGCACCUUCUGAGAAGUCCUCCUCUAAGCCGUAUCUGGAUGAAGACAAUAGCACUGCUGUGGAUUCUGCCAGGCAGAAGCAAUGUAUGGAGCAAACCCACUUUCCUGAAAGUGGGGAAACCAUAGAGUUGAACAGCAGUGAUGGCACCAAACAGAAUGACGCUAUACUUGACCCUGAAGCUGCCAAUGUCAGCCCACAGACCAGGGGGCGCUUCAGCCGGAUGCCUGUGAAGCACCCUCGCACUGUCACCCCCAUAGUGUCCAGUCUGCCCCUGCUGGCUGCUACCAUGGCUGGCUCAGAGGCAGGAAGCCGUCUCCUGGAGCAAGGUACAGACAGCCGCAGCAACUCGCCAGACACUCGAGGGCAGCACAAGCACUUUGAGAUCACUCCGGAGACUGCCAGGAUUGUCUCCAAGUUCCAGACUCAGAAUGGGAGCCAAGACUGCUGUCCUGCAGGGCUGGAAAACCCACUGGAGGGAGAGCCUGUGGAUGCAUUGGGAGGAAGCAGGACUGAAUCUUGAGCCUUAAAUGUUUUUGUCUUAAUUUUUUAGGAAGCAAACCAGACAAAGGGCUUGAAUUCCAGUUCCAGGAACAAUUUGGAAUAACUAGACCCUAACUUUGCAAAAGCAGGAAAAACUGCUGUUCACCUAAGAGUACACUUGAGAACUGGGGAAGAAACAGCCCUGGGUGUAUCUCACAGAAACCUAGGAGGGAUGAUGCCCCCUCCAGAUUUAACUGUUGCAUUUCUUGCUUUGCAAUGCCUUUGCAAUGGAGGCGAGGAGCCAGUGCGGAGCUGCUGGGUUGCUGUAAGCUACAAAGCCAUUGGUGCAGUCUCUCGAAAUGGGGCUGAUGCUGAAGGGUGACUUCCAGGGGGCAGCCAGGAGCAUUUGGUGGGAAGAAGAGUCAAGGGCAGAGCCUAAGGCAUAGCAGGAUGUUGCUUGAGGUCCCAGGGGAGUCGUUUGUCAGCAUGGGGUGGCUGUUUUUCCAGGGGUCGUGUUGGGGAUAAAACACAUUUGGGGUGUUUGGGGGCAGGGCAUGACUGUUCAAGUAAAAUCCAGGGUAGUUCAGGGGUGGUUUUUUCCACCUGGGCUGGGUAUGGUUUGAAAAGGUGAUGACAUUACGCUGAGACUACAUUACGCUCAACCAGACCAGACUGCCACAUGCAGGGCUAUAUUCGGCAGGUUUAAAGAUACCAGAAUAUUGAGAAAGGUGAGUUCCAUGACCUAUAUAAAUUUUGCAAAUUAAGCAAAGUUUCAUAACUUCUCUUACUUUGCAUACUUCUUUUUAUUUCUUACUUUUGUGCAUUAUUUAUUCUACUGCUGCUGUUCAUACCGAGGGGGCAAUGGAGCCCCACUGCCUGAGCUUUGGAAAUCUUGUAACAGCUACCUCUCUUGCUUCUGAGCUUUCAGGGGGUAUUGCCCAAAAAAUUCAAACACAUCUUUGCAGUCUUCAGAGCUACAAACCGUUUUUGUUCUGUUUUUGUUCUGUUUUUUUUUUUUUUUUACAAAAGAGAACAGAUUCUCAGGAAGCAAAGCUUUGCAGUGUCAUUUUCUGUGCCUUUUCUUCUUCUGUGCCUGCCUAGAAUUGCAGUGUUUGGGGCAAAGGUAAGUUGUAAUGCUAUAAGUGAGGAGGGAAGCGUGACUGGCAGAGGACACAUGGAGGCAGGACAGCUACUGUCCUUGGGAGGCUGCCUGCUGCAGAGGUGGGUGGAGGAGGUGCUGCUAGGAUGUUUCAACAUCAGCCUGAUGGCGAUCAUCAAUAUUUAGGUUCUCUGUGCAGCUUUGGCUGCUUCAUAGAUGAUGGAAUUCCUUUGUUCAGUUCCUUGCAGGAAGUUGCAUGUACUGCAUGUUUCCGCCAUCCAUGGAGUAGGAGACAACAAGGCGACUGUGACUCCUCCCACCAUUUCUUCCCCAGUUCUGUCCUCCAUGCUUAGGGCUCAGACACACUUACCUUUAGCUCCUCUCUUUCCAGGCACAAGUCCAUGCUUAAAAGCUCCAUGUCCCAGCAUGGUGGUUCUCUCUCUCUCCCCUCCCAGCUUUGCCUGCAAAAACCCGCUCUUUCACGCUCAGUUGAAGCAAACAUCAAGUCAGGUUUUCUGUGGAUUUCCAUUUGCUCUGAUUGAACUUUAAAGAGUGGGUUUUGGUGGGCAGAGCUCCAGACCAAAAAGAAAAAAGACUACUCGGACAUAGAGCUUUAAAGUGUGGGCAGUGCCUGGAAAGAGCAAAGGAAAGGGGAGUGUAGUAAGCCCCCCUCCUUGCCUGCUUUGAGUCCUCUCACCACAGCAGGUGAAGAAGAAGAAGAGGAAGAGUUUGGAUUUGAUAUCCCGCCUUUCACUCCCUUUAAGGAGUCUCAAAGUGGCUAACAUUCUCCUUUCCCUUCCUCCCCCACAACAAACACUCUGUGAGGUGAGUGGGGCUGAGAGACUUCAGAGAAGUGUGACUGGCCCAAGGUCACCCAGCAGCUGCAUGUGGAGGAGCGGAGACACAAACCCGGUUCCCUAGAUUAUGAGACUACCGCUCUUAACCACUACACCACACUGGCUCUCUGUGUGACCUCUGUGGAUGGCAGAAGUGGGCAGUGAAGGAGUGGGCAGAUCCAUGUCUGCCUUGUCUGUCCCCCAGGUCAAAAGGUAAAGUAAAGGUUCAAGCCUUGGUUGUAGGCUGGCAAGCUACUUCAUGUGAAGGGGAACCUGCUACCAGUUGGGACUUCCAGCCCUGUACGCAUGCCCUGAAGUACAUGCCUUUGUAUGCGCCUGCUGGCUACAUGCCAAUUCUGACACAGAAUGUAAUGCUAGCAGAAUAGGAAAUUUGCCACAAGUGAAGCAAUUGUCACUAGUGUUGCCAGAGAGCACCUGAGGCGACUCCCGGCUGGAUGCCAGGUUCCUCGGUCAGAGCGGAGAAGAAACAAGAAGAGACAACCAGGUGUAAUGCAUUGCAAAGCGGGCUAUUAAGCCUUUGGUCAGUUUAUUGGUCAACCAAAGUUGGAGAA